Trypanosoma theileri is the source of this 2352-nucleotide messenger RNA. RefSeq names its product surface protease GP63. The coding region runs from base 1 to 2352 and encodes 783 amino acids. The transcript has a single exon. Gene Ontology annotation, biological process: cell adhesion; proteolysis. Gene Ontology annotation, molecular function: metalloendopeptidase activity. The record is from RefSeq and is a predicted model, not a curated record. Gene Ontology annotation, cellular component: cytoplasm; membrane. Lineage: Eukaryota; Euglenozoa; Kinetoplastea; Trypanosomatida; Trypanosomatidae.
AUGGAGAAACACUCCAUGCGUCACCUCCUGUGGGCUGUGCUGUUCCUGUUGUACUGCAGCUGCGGGUGUUUGGCUGCUGUUGUGCAGCAGUUACCACAGAAAGGAGAAAGUGGUCUGCAGGCGUACACCGUCUCUACUGAUACUAAUGUGAGAACGGAGAACUGGCAGCCCAUUCGCAUUGGCGUCUAUACAAAAUAUGUGGAGGAUGCUGUGAAGUACUGUGAAGAAAACAAAGACCUGGAUUUCGAACAUGGAGUUGACUUUGAUGAUGUCUGCGAUAAAGGUGGUCAAAUGAUGACAACGGACAAGAAAGAUACUCUUUUGAACAAAGUCUUGCCUAAAGCAAUUAAAUUGCACACAGAUCGCCUUAAAGUAGAACGGGUUGAGGGGAGCCCAAAGAAGCCAAACGUUGAUGUAGAAAACAUUCCACAGAAGUGCAAAUACUUUAAGGAGGACUCGGUUAAUCUUCAGGAGAGUCCUGAUGUCGAUUUUAUGAUUUUUGUGCAUCUCUCAGCCUUCACGGAAAAAGUUGAGAUUUGCACUCAGGAUGGCCAAAAACGACCAACGUCUGCCGUCAUCAGCUUUAUCCCAGAGGAGAUAGAAGCAACACGGAAGUAUAUUCGCUUGACUGCACAUGAGAUUGCGCAUGGACUUGGAUUUCAACAUAAGGUUAUGGAAGAUCAGAAAAUGGUCAAAACACGCGACAGUGGUCUGCUACGUGAGUCAAGACGAAGCGGUGGAAGACAGUUCUAUAUGGUCAUUUCUAAAAAAACUGUCGAAAUGAUGGAGAAACAUUACAAAUGUGAGGAUAGUGAAAAGAAUAAAGUAAAUGGUUUGUAUUUGGAACAAAAAGGGAACGAAGAAACACGCUUGCACUGGGAGAGACUAAUUGCGAAGGAUGAGUUGAUGAGUCCGUACACUGGUGAACCUACUGGCAUGUACUACACUGUACUCACACUUGCAGUAUUUGCAGAUAUGAAAUUCUACGAAGUUAAUUUCUCCAUGGCAGAACCGAUGAGUUGGGGGAAUCAAUCUGGAUGUGAGUUUCUUCAAGGUGAAAAGGUUACAACAAAGACUGACUACCCCAACGUGUUUUGCAAGAAAGAAGAGAAGACGGAGACGAAGAUCCUGCAGUGUACCUCUGACCGUUUUGCCCUUGGAAUGUGCUCAACGAAGAAAAGCCGUGAAGGGUUACCUGAUGGAUACCGUUAUUUCGACGAUGAAAACUAUCAUUUUGAAAGUAAUUUGAUGGAUGGUGUUCCAUUCAUCAGACCCUUGAUGGGUACUGCUUGUGAGGGUGGGAAUCCGAGUUUGAUGCCUGGCAGCGUUCUGGGACCGGAUUCACGCUGCCUAACGGCAGAUGGUCUCGUUCUACGUGAUUCAAAGAGCACCGCCCUCACCAUUGCUGGCGUUUGUGCAAAGGUGAAGUGUGAGGAUGACAAGAAGGUGAGUGUACAGCUUAAACAGGACGGCGGUAAUAACUGGCAUGACUGCAGCCAGGCAGGCAAAUCUAUAAAUCUUGUUAAUCUGGACAGUUCAACGUUCAGCAGUGGAAGUAUUAAGUGUCCCAAAUACGAAGAAGUGUGCACAGGGUUGCCGAAAACUGAAUCCACCAAAAUUAAGUUUUACAAUGGCACAGGAGGUACUGCCAUGUAUGAGGUUGAUGCCAACGAUGAUGAACAAUCAAAAAAAGGAGAAAAAGCAACGGAGGGUCACAACCGUGUCCAGAAUUCUGACUCAUCUUCAGAUGCUGUCAAAAAAGAUGGAGGUGGCGUACCCGCCGUGGUAUUACCAACGCCGAACACCGUGGGACAGCAAGAAGCAAAGAACCAGGUUGUAUCCAAGGCAACUUCCCAGAAGAACCGUGAGAGUGGAAAAGACCAGAGCAACGAUCUCCCUUCUGUUGGUCCCGCAGGUAGCGGAAUUGAUAGCGCGGGCAGUGCUAACAACAACGCUGUUGGUUCUAACCGUGGUAACGCCAGCAGUGGACAGCAGAGAAUGGGCAAAAUAAAAGAGAGUGAGUCUACUGUUAUUGAUGCUGAGGUUCAGCCUGGCCUAGGCUCAUCUUCUUCUCUCCCUGCUGCUGAUGCUCCAUCCACAUCUAAUCCCAACGGCAAUGACAACACAGUGCAGUCCACCAACACUAUUAAUGCUGCAGAUGGCCGCUCCUCUGGUACAGGAAACAACGGUGCUUUGAAUGGUACAAAGUUAACUGAGGACAAAAUGAAAAAAGAAACACCAAAUCAUACGAAUAUAAUGGGUAUGUUGGGUCCUGACAGCAGCAUCAUGGUCUCCUACAUGGCCCCUCUUGCACUUCUUGUGUGUGUUGUUGGUUUUGUGAUGGUUCCAUGA